GACGGGAAAGGGCAUAAAACCAUCCUCCGGACCGGGACCGAAGCUCAGUUGGUGCCGAGUGUCCGGCCGGAGUGUUGUCGUGUCGUUCUCUUGCAAGCCCUGUUGUGCCCAAACCUGUGGUUGUUUUGUGUGUGAGUGUGUGUGUGUGAUAACUCUAUUAAUAGGUCCUCCGGUUGUGUUGAUAAGGACAGAGUUGCUACAAAAGAAAGAAGGGCCACCGUCCCAAGUUGCAAGUUGCUGACGGUCGUUAGAUAAAAAUGGCCCAAACAGUGGGAAAGUACAUGUGCGUGGCAUUGUUUGCGCUGGUGACGGUUGCAUUGGGUCAGGUGGUGGCCCAAAGUGAAGGAGCCGCUGUGUGGGCCCCAACCUGGGCGGAAACUCUGAAGAAGGACCUGCUGAAGGGUUACGAUCCUUCGAUUCGCCCUUCGCAACAUUACAAUGUGACGACGGUCGAGACUGGCAUCACCAUUACGCACGUGGAGAUAAACGAAAUCAAAUCGACCCUUUCGGUGUACGGAUGGAUGAAGUUUAAAUGGUACGACGCCCGGCUUGCCUGGGAACCGCAGCUAAACGGUAACGUAACGCAACUAUUCCUCAACCAAUCCGCCAUCUGGCAACCGACGCUCGACGAAAAGGGUCCGCUCGUGAAGGUUACCAGCAAUGGUUUGCUGGAGUACACGAAUGCGUUACAGCAGCAGUCCAAGUGUACGAUCCAGUGGCAACGGUGGCCCUUCGACACGCAGCAAUGCCGGAUGUUGUUUUCCCCGUGGGCCGAGGUGGAUGGAAUGGAAAUUCACGUGAAAAUGUUAAAAUACGAGAUAGCCCAGGGAACCAUGUGGACCGUGAUGAACAUGACGCUGGAAACGCACACAGCCAUCGAUGUGCACGAAACGCCGUUACACCGUGGUACCCAUCUCGUGGUGGAGCUGAAGCGCAACAGUGGCAUCUACAGGAGCACCAUUACGGCACCGGCCUGCGUUCUGAUUCUGAUGAAUCUGCUCAGCUUCUGGCUGCCACCAAACUGUGGCGAAAAGCUCAUCCUCAACGCAAUCAAUGUGCUGAUCACAUGCAUGUUUCUGAUCCACUUUAAUGAGUACCUUUCGUACUACACCACCAGCACGCCGACCGUUGUAUUAUUUUUCGGCCAAAGUUUGUACCUAUCCGGGUUUUGUCUGCUGAUGACCGUCGUGCUCGAGUGCGUGGUGAAAUCAAACUCGAAAAAGCCGUUACAUCCCGCCCUGAAGAAGCUGAUCACAUUCGAGCUGAUCGCUAUGAUCAUUUCGACGAAUAAAACCGAUGAGAAAUGUCUCGGAGAUGAAAUGUGUGAAACGCUGCAGGAUGAACAGGAAGUGGAAGAAGCACCGUCUUCCACCCGGCACAGACAGACCGAUACACCGGAACAAGACUGGCUGCUGUUCGUCACACUGUUGGAGCGAAUCGUGUUCGCCCUAUACGUUAUCAUACUGUCCCUAAUGCUAGCUUUAUACUUUUAAUAAUGCACUGCGCACAGUGCUUUACUUACGCUGAAUAAAACGUACUUACGAGCAAACUAGAACUCUGUCAACCCGCGUCUCCAUCGCGAUCGUCGACAUCGAAGUCGGCGACUUUGGCGUAUCUCACUA
Molecule: messenger RNA, 1622 nt
Organism: Anopheles merus
Lineage: Eukaryota; Metazoa; Arthropoda; Insecta; Diptera; Culicidae
Product: acetylcholine receptor subunit alpha-like 1
Exons: 7
Coding region: 258-1493 (411 amino acids)
Biological process (GO): signal transduction; nervous system process; chemical synaptic transmission
Cellular component (GO): neuron projection; membrane; synapse
Molecular function (GO): extracellular ligand-gated monoatomic ion channel activity; transmembrane signaling receptor activity; neurotransmitter receptor activity
Source: RefSeq, a predicted model, not a curated record